Cloeon dipterum is the source of this 4290-nucleotide messenger RNA. It is a transcript of the gene chm, whose product is annotated as chameau. Gene Ontology annotation, cellular component: nucleus; chromatin. Gene Ontology annotation, biological process: negative regulation of DNA-templated transcription; positive regulation of transcription by RNA polymerase II. The record is from RefSeq and is a predicted model, not a curated record. The transcript is spliced from 12 exons. Bases 125 to 2596 code for a protein of 823 amino acids. NCBI's taxonomy places the organism in Eukaryota, Metazoa, Arthropoda, Insecta, Ephemeroptera, Baetidae. Gene Ontology annotation, molecular function: zinc ion binding; transcription coregulator activity; histone acetyltransferase activity.
AGGUUGGUAAUUUAAUUCAAUAUGGCGGGCUUUUGUUUUGGUUUGUAUAUUUACUAGCAAAAAAGUCGAUAUUUUGACAAAUUAGCGGGAUUGAAGGCAUUUUUGACUGCAACCUCUCGUCUAGAUGGGUCGAAGAAAGGCUCGGAGCAGCUCCGAGUCGGGCAGCUCCAGCAACAGUUCUGGAUCUUCGUCGAGUUCUUCUUCGUCCUCGGGAAGCGACUCGAGCUCGUCUGACUCGGAAGGGUCCUCAGCACCGUCUCAGCGAAGUGUCCGGAGCCUGAAAAAUCGCGGACAGUCCACAGAUUCGGAGCCGCAGUCGCCUCCUAAGAAGGCCCCUACUAAUGCCGCCAAAAGUGCGGGGAAAAAUGCGCCGGCCAAAUCAGCACCUGAACCUGACAAAAAGAGCGCACCGAAAAAGAACAGCAAGCCAGCGUACUCCUCGGAUUCUGAAGAGUCUAUCGUGGUGAAGCCCAGAGCAAACAGCACCAGUAAACAACGCAAAGUACCUGCCAAACCAAAAGCCACAGCCACCGUGACCCCCCUGGUUCGAAAGCAGGCCACCCCAGCCAGCAAAUCCACUCCUAGGGGCAAAGCCAAUGCUCAGAACAAAGUUCCCUUCAAGCAGCAACCCAAGACAAAGAGUAUAUUCAGUCCGGAGCACAGUAGCGAGAGUGACGCGCCUGAUGUUCCACCCAAAACAAGCAGUACGAAAUCAACUCCUGCUCAGAAUAAAAACGGUGCCAUCAAAAAACAACCACUGCCAAAAGCGACAUCGAGUGCUAGUAAGAAUAAAGAGCCUGUGCCAGCACCCAAAAGAACUACACGUUACAGCACUUCAUCCACAACAGGUUCUUCCGGGUCUUCAGAUAGCAGUUCAGACAGUGGAUCAAGCAGUUCUCCUACAGCUUCCCCUCAAAAGCGGAUACAUAAUCAGAAAAAAGCGACCCCUCAAAGCAAAUCUCCAUCAAAAAGCAAUGCCAGCCGUUCCCUAGCCCUAGCGUCUGGUAGUGAUACAGAGACAAGUCCCAGUAAACAACCAGUGACAAGAAAACUUACCAGAUCUGCAAAAGUUAGAAGAAGCAAACUCUUGACUGCUAAACAUAGUGAUUCAGAGUCUGAGAUCGAGACAAAACUGCCAAACAAAACUACUCCUGUCAGUGCGGGGAAAAAGACUCCAGCAAGAUCAGUAUCCCGCAAAGGCAAAGGAAGACCUGCAAGCAGCGCAGAAGUGAAUGCUGUGGUACAACCAAUUGAGGAGAGAAAAUGCCCUGUUAGAAAUUGUGAUUCAAAUGGCCAUUUAUCUGGAAAGCACGAUAAACACUUUACCGUUGAGGCCUGUCCAACAUUCCAUAACUUAAAGUCACAGCAGUGCUAUGACAUGUAUUUAGAAAGAAAAAGGCAUGACGAGGAGAGGAAGAGAGCGUUGAUGUGCCUUGGUCGGAAGUCUCCUGGUCGAACGCAGUCAAUGGAACAAAAAGCGUACCAGCAAAAGGUGAAGGAGUCAAGGGAUAAAGCUGCUGCAUUGACUUCAUCGGCAGAUUCAACGAAUAGUCUCAAUGAAAGCCGGGUCGAUUUCAACCGGGAGCCAAAAUUAGGAAAUGUUGCUUCUGAAUAUGAUCUCAGAUUGUUCAUGGAAGCUCAGGCCACUGCUAGUGAUAAAAUGGAGGACGAUUUGAAGGGAUUGCCAAACAGCAAGGGUACAAAAUACAUAGAAAUGGGCCAAUUCGAGAUGGAAGUGUGGUACCAAAGUCCGUACCCCGAAGAGUAUGCAAGCCUUCCUAAAUUGCACCUGUGCGAAUUUUGUUUACGAUACAUGAAAACUAGGACGGUUCUUAAAAGACAUUUAGCAAAGUGCGUAUGGCGGCAUCCACCAGGAGAAGAAGUUUAUAGGAAAGACAAAAUAUCAGUGUGGGAAGUGGACGGCAAGAAGUACAAAGUGUUUUGUCAAAAUUUGUGUUUGUUAGCAAAGUUCUUUUUGGACCACAAGACUCUCUACAAUGAGGUGGAACCGUUUUUGUUUUAUGUGAUGACAACAGCUGAUCCAGAGGGAUGCCACACUGUUGGAUACUUCAGCAAGGUGAGCGUCUUAACCACAUUGCACGGCAUUAUUAUUUGUGCUUGGAUGAGGGUGGAGAAAAACUCUUUUCUGAAUUACAACGUGUCCUGCAUUCUGACGCUUCCGCCAUAUCAACGACAGGGAUUUGGACGUCUACUUAUUGAUUUCAGUUAUCAGCUGACGAGGAAGGAAGGCAAAAUUGGAUCUCCAGAGAAGCCACUCUCGGACCUGGGACUCAUUUCCUACCGGAGCUACUGGAAAGACGUCUUGCUGGAAUACCUGUGCAACUUCGGCGGCAAGGAGCUAUCAAUUAAAGAUAUCAGCCAAGAAAUGGCCAUCCACUCGUACGACAUUGUCAGCACCCUGCAGGCACUGGGGAUGAUGAAGUACUGGAAGGGCAAGCACAUCAUCCUCAAGAAGCAGGACGUGAUUGACGAGUACGUGGAGCGGACGAAGCGGCGCGGAAAGGUGAAAGAGAUCGACCCGAGCUGCUUGAAUUGGACGCCACCGGUGAAUCCGCAGGCGAGAGGGCCUCCCUGAGGUGGAUCUCGGCAGUGCCGAGCGCAGGCACUGUCGCAUCAAGACGCCCUCCGCGUCCUCGCCGCCUACCACUAGACAAUUUGAACUCAAUUUCUGAAAAAGCAAGCUAAACAGAGAAGACUGCGUGCUACUGCAAUCACAAAACUCUGAAAACUCGUUCGCCGGACGGUUUCCGGAAGGGCUCGGACGCUCGGAGAAGCUGCCGAUCGAGUCCUCGAAGGGCCGUCCGCAGCCGUUGCUCAUGGAACACAAUCCGCGAAAUUAUGUAUUUUCCUCACGAUGGCGGCCGGUCGUGCCCCGAGUGCUCUAUUUUGUUUCAAUCCUCGUUUUCACUCGAACGAAGCGCAGCGCAACUUUCCAAUUGCCAUCGGCACUUACCCCCGGUGGCGCAGAGUGUAAAAAGUUGGCAUCGCGGCCGCGGCCAGUCGCCAUCGCAUACAAAGUGCAAACGACGCCAUAUAACUCUAGCCGAUAGUUUGGAAAUACGCUAUUUAAUUGAGAGGCAGAAAUACAUAUAUAUUAGCUGCAUAGUUGAGAAGCCGCCGCGCGCGCCGUGUGCAGCCAAGGACGAAAAUAUUGUUGUGGUGACCACGAUAUUGUCUAUUUUACCUGUUAACCGAGCGACCUAUAUCGAUUCGAGUUACUAAAUAGUUGUGUUGUGCGCGCGUGUUGGGAAGAACAUCCGACGCGAGUUGACACUCCACCUGAUGCGUGUGCUGCGUCUCUAAUUAGCGUUCGUCUUUCAGCGCCCCGUUCACGCCUGCUUUUCUAUUACGCGAUUAUUAUUAUCAUCAUCAUCGUUAAAUUAUGUGCGUGUCGAAUCUGUGUCUGUUCGUAUAAUAAUGAUAACCGCAUGUGUCCACUGCAUCAACGCGCCGAUUGAACGCAUCACACACACACACACUCUCUCUGUUUUUCCCCUCAAUACUCGCUAGUGAAGGUUGCAAACAGUUGUAUUAUUGUAGCGAACCGCGGCAACUUUUAGCAUUAGUGUCGAUUCAUUGGUUUGCACGGUACACACGAGCGUAAGUCUGAAUUUUUUGCUUUGGCAUGGAGCGAUUCGUUUUUAGCCUCUUUUUCAAUAUACAUAUAUAUACGCAAAGCACAAAAUUUCGGUUGUUGUAAACACGAAUUUUAUCGAGGAGGAUUUUAAUUUGAACUUUCCAGUGCAUGUUUAACAAUCUGGGACCAAACAUCAUGUUGUUAAAUUAGCGCGUUGGUUUUUAUUGCGUAGCUAUCGAUGCAUUGCAUACUCUUGCAGAGACAAGGAAUUUGUUAAGCGAAUUGUUACUUUUUUAUGUGUUGAUCGUGCGUUUAAUUUAUUUUUAUACUUUAUACUGUACGCGCGUGCAAUAUAAACGACUGACAAACAUGCUGCUCUCAUUGUCCGAAGAAGGCGAAGUCGCAUUUUAAACUGCAUUUGUAAUUGUUCUCUUGUAACUUAAAACAAAUCAAGAAAAAAAAUCUGCCGAAAUUUAAUCGACGAGCACGAAGACGUGUCGACACUUAUGUACAUGUUAAGUGUAAAUACUUUUGAGUCGUUUUCUAUGAUUGAAAAGAAUAAGUGCAUGGAAACUCACACAAGCAGACACCUUUUUAUUAAUAUUCUGUAUGUUUCGUAGCCUGUAAGUGGAGUGAGAAUGUGUUUUACUGAGGAUUAAAUGAAAAACGGCCACGUUUUCAUACGAAAGUAA